Molecule: messenger RNA, 769 nt
Organism: Gracilinanus agilis (Agile Gracile Mouse Opossum)
Lineage: Eukaryota; Metazoa; Chordata; Mammalia; Didelphimorphia; Didelphidae
Gene: BANF1
Product: BAF nuclear assembly factor 1
Exons: 3
Coding region: 121-390 (89 amino acids)
Molecular function (GO): DNA binding
Source: RefSeq, a predicted model, not a curated record
AGCGGAAGCCGGCACACGCUGUGCGGGAUUGAGGCAGCCGCGGGAGAGGCUGGUUGGUGGAGUGCGACCGUUAGAGGAGCAGGAGCUGGUGGUCCGCCCGCAGGUCCCAGGUGAGGAGCCAUGACGACCUCCCAGAAGCACCGAGACUUUGUGGCCGAGCCCAUGGGAGACAAGCCUGUGGGGUGCCUGGCGGGCAUCGGAGAAGUGCUGGGCAAGAAACUUGAGGACAAAGGUUUCGACAAGGCCUAUGUGGUUCUGGGCCAGUUCCUGGUGCUGAAAAAAGAUGAAGAUCUCUUUCGAGAAUGGCUCAAAGACAUCUGUGGGGCCAACGCCAAGCAAUCUCGGGAUUGCUUUGGCUGUCUUCGAGAAUGGUGUGAUGCCUUCUUGUGAGCCCUGUGCCUGGGGGCCGGCCCCCCUUUCUUCCCAAGAUGGGUCCUCUCAUUUAGUAUCCUCAAGUGGGAAAUCCUGUCCCUCUUUCUCCACCUCCCAACGAAAGGAAAGAUUCUGGCUGCCGUCCCCACCCAGGACACUUUUCCCCACUCCACCUUCCUUUUGAUUUGAGUCUCCCAUUCUUUCCUUAGCAUGCCUCUUGUCCCAUAAAGUUCAGUGGCAAUAGUUACUAGCUUUCCUGGGUGGGUCUUUGGAGUGGUUUUCCCCACCCUUAAGCUCCCACUUUCUGGUCUCUUAUGCCAUUGGGAUAACUUUGGCAGAAGGGCAUUCACUGCCAUUGUAAAGAAUUUUUUAAAACCAAUAAAGUCAGCAACCUUGA